Messenger RNA from Neltuma alba, 1164 nucleotides. Its product is annotated as 7-methyl-GTP pyrophosphatase. NCBI's taxonomy places the organism in Eukaryota, Viridiplantae, Streptophyta, Magnoliopsida, Fabales, Fabaceae. The transcript is spliced from 10 exons. The record is from RefSeq and is a predicted model, not a curated record. Gene Ontology annotation, molecular function: nucleoside triphosphate diphosphatase activity. The coding region runs from base 239 to 934 and encodes 231 amino acids.
AUUUUCUCCCGGAGAGUGGGGAGGAAAUCACAAGAAAACUCGUAUAUUGAUAUUGAGUAGAGUAUCGAUAUCGAUAUCGACUCGCAAUUAACAUUUAACAGUCACAAAGUUCCACGCUGGGGCUGGCUGUACCUGAAUCUAGUAUCUAGUGGCUGCGGCGCCCUGCUUCGUAGCUUUAGUUCCCGCUUAUUUUUUCCCCCUUUGAUUUCAACUCUGCUGAUAUACGUGAGAGCUUGCAAUGGAAGCCGACGCUUCGUCAUACAAGAUUAUAUUGGGCUCAUCCUCUAUUGCACGCCGGAAGAUAUUGGCUGAAAUGGGCUACCAAUUCACGACAAUGACCGCAGAUAUUGAUGAGAAAAGCAUCCGAAAGGAAACUCCUGAAGAGUUGGUCAUGGCUUUAGCUGAAGCCAAGGCUGAUGCCAUCAUCUCAAAACUCCAAACAACCAAUAGUCAAGAGGCUGUUGAUGAAUCGACAAUUUUAAUUGCAGCGGACACAGCAGAAGCUAUUUUAAAGAGGCUCCCCGUUGAUGACCACAUAAAGGAUGCUGAGCCAACAUUAUUAAUUACCUCUGAUCAAGUGGUGGUCUAUGAAGGCGUGAUAAGGGAAAAGCCAUCUAACAAAGAAGAAGCUCGACAAUUCUUGAAAGAUUAUUCUGGAAAGCAUGCAGCAACUGUAGGGUCUGUGCUAGUUACAAACCUCAAAACAGGGUUCCGUAAAGGAGGAUGGGAUCGUGUGGAGAUAUAUUUCAAUGAAAUACCAGAUGAGAUCAUCGAGAAGCUGGUUGACGAGGGAGUGACACUCAACGUUGCUGGGGGUCUCAUAAUUGAGCAUCCUUUAAUAUUACCAUUAGUCAAAGAAGUGGUAGGGACAACGGAUAGUGUGAUGGGACUUCCCAAAGCUCUGACUGAAAAUCUCUUAAAGCAGGCCGUGUAGCUGUCGCUGCCCUUGCGCCUUGGCAGACUAAUUAAUUUAAAUGACAUUAACCAAACUCUGCAUUUUCUGAGAACAGUAACACUAUUCUGCCGAAAUGUCGUGGCUGUCAUUUCUGGGCUGUUUCUGGCAAGAUGGCCAGUUUGCACAAUUGUUUUGUUUUGGUAACAUAUCGACAUUUGAGUUCUAAUUUAUCAUAUAAUAACCAAAUGAUUAGUUUGAGUAGACUAAAA